ACAAUUUUCUUUUGAUGGGCUUGGUAAACAAAACCUAACUGGGCUAAGUCGUGCCUGAAGAGACAAUCAUUCCGGUUCGGGUUAACAUCAAUACCCGUAAAAUUCGGAAAUGCACCUCCAGAUUCCGGCGACACAUCUUCUCACCGUUGUUUUCUCACAAAUAACAAAUUUCCAUCACUAGGAGAAAAAGAAAAGUAGCUGUGAAUUUUAGUAGUUGAUAUUAGAGAUGAAGAAUAAGAAAAAGAAGGUUCACAAUAUGAAAAGCACCACCGGCGAAAACGACGUCGUACAAAACAUAUCGCCUAUGAAAGUAGUUGUAUCGCAUUUGAUCUGCGUCAUUGCGUUAGGCUCAUCGUUUUGGAUGGCGCAUAAUGUUUACUCCAUUAAUUUGAUCCAUAAUCCAGCUCAUACUCUCCGUUUACUAUCGCUGAUUCAUAUUCCAGUUGUAAUUUUGAUAUACAGUUCCUUUCGGAAAGAUAAGAAUCAGAAUUCGUACUUAAAGGCAGUAGCUAGAGGUUUAUUAGCACUUCCAGUUGGGGCUGUUGUCAAUGCACUUGGAGCUAUUGCUUUAGGGGCACCUGUUGGUACUCUGUACUUUCUAAGAACCCUUAACUGGUCUCUUCUGAUGUCUGCAUUUACUUUUGUCCCUGCAGCUUCUGUCUAUGGCUCAUCUUGGGGUAGUUGGCAUCGGAUAUAUGCGCAGACAAAGCCAAUUGGAUCUAUUGAUUAUAUGAUCUGUUUACCUGCACAUGCUGCAGUAAUUGGAGCUUGGUUUGGGGCCUGGCCCAUGCCACUUGACUGGGAAAGGACGUGGCAGGAAUGGCCUAUAUGUGUGACAUAUGGAGCCAUCAUUGGGUACUUGGUAGGAAUGUUGGCUUCUAUCUGUUCAUCAGUCUUUCAUGUUCCGCAUCUACACAUGAAGGGAGAUUAAUGGUUGUAGCUUUCAGAAAAUCAUCAGCUUUUCGUACAAAGUUGCAUUUACUAGGCAUUGUCAUCAGCCCUGCAAAGAACCUCGAAAGGACCAUCAGAUCUGGAAUUGAGCAAUGAACGUCGUUUAGAAGAAGAUCGUCCCUUGUGAAAAUGGACACAGACUAGAUCACUGGGAUGGAAUACAAGGCUGCGUCGAUGUUUGUCAACUCACUGUUUAACUUUUUCAUUCAUCUGAACAAUGCGUUCUUGAACUUGCUGAUGUAUAGACAGAAUGUCAGUGGCAAACUACUUAGCUUUUGGGCUGUAACGAUCAUCGGUUAUUGCAAGGUCAACUGGAGCACACGGCUUAUGACCAAACACUAUUUUAAAAGGGCUCAGACUGGUGGUAGAAUUUGGGUUGGGGGAAAUGUUAUAUAUAAACUUAGCUUGUGCUAAUAAUUCAUCCCAUUGCUUGAUACUCUUUGUCAUCAACGUACAUAUUAAACAUCAUGUCUCCACACCUAAA
Molecule: messenger RNA, 1435 nt
Organism: Erigeron canadensis
Lineage: Eukaryota; Viridiplantae; Streptophyta; Magnoliopsida; Asterales; Asteraceae
Product: glycosylphosphatidylinositol anchor biosynthesis protein 11
Exons: 8
Coding region: 227-931 (234 amino acids)
Biological process (GO): GPI anchor biosynthetic process
Cellular component (GO): endoplasmic reticulum membrane
Source: RefSeq, a predicted model, not a curated record